UCUCUCACCCCCACAUGAUGAUUGAGUCAUUGACAGACUAGGUUUGGGCCUUUGGCUUUUCAAAUAUGUUACGUUUUCGUUUGGGUUUCAUUUCCAUCACGUCCUUCAUUUUGUUUCUUCUUUCUUCGUCUUCACUCCUGGAUCCACCGGAACCGGAUAAAUACUUUUGGUUUCCAAGGUCGUAGCAGGUUCUCCAGUUUUCAUUUCGAUCAUCUUUUUCAGUUUCGUCUCCAAGCUUUUCAAUCGACAAGAAUUGGCAUUUGUAAGAAAGGAACAAAGAGCCCACAAAGUGAAAGGGUCAUCACCGAUUCCGCAGAUGGAAUUACAAAGGCCAGACAGCAGAGAAGAUGGAAUAACUUGGCUUGUACCUGAGAUGAAAGAGGAUCGAACAGAACACGAACUGGAGAUAAGAUAUUCUAGAACAAUUACUGAAAAUGAAAAUCAAAAGGGUUUUGCUCGAGGGUAUGUUUUCUUCUCAUGGCCCAGUGAAUCUAAUACUGAAAUAUAUUGCGAUUCCAACUGGAAAUAUGUCUUCUCAUCAUCAAGUGAACCAUCUGGAGUAACAAUUGUGUUCGAGCAAAGCCAUGGAGUCCAAGGAAGAGGGAGAGCAUUCAAGUUAAAGUCAAACAAUAAUAGAGAAAGUGAAUAUAUUGAUGAGGAAGAUAUGCCUCUUGCUCUAAGAGAAGUAACAGGGGACAUUCAAAUGCGAGUGGUGAGAUUCUCAAGAGGGAUGGAAAUUUCAUCAUCAGUUUGGAGCACAAGUUAACAGAGUAUGAACAUAGACCCAACAAAGACUUGAACUUGAUUACAGCAGCAUAUGUUUCCAUGGAUUCCAAUGUUGCCACUUCAAACAAAGAUUUCAUUGUAACUGAUAAUGCAAUUUAUAAGCAACGUACUCCUUUAGGGAAUACAGUCCUAUAUUUAGCAGCUGCUUAUGGAAAUAACGCAAUGGUACAGAAGGUAGCUCAACAAGCUCCCUAUCUUUUCACAGUCACCAACAACAACUAUGAUACUGCAUUACAUGUUGCUGCAAGAGCAGGCCAUGGCUCUACCA
Molecule: messenger RNA, 1054 nt
Organism: Prosopis cineraria
Lineage: Eukaryota; Viridiplantae; Streptophyta; Magnoliopsida; Fabales; Fabaceae
Exons: 5
Coding region: 317-766 (149 amino acids)
Source: RefSeq, a predicted model, not a curated record